Rhagoletis zephyria (snowberry fruit fly) is the source of this 7873-nucleotide messenger RNA. RefSeq lists its product as uncharacterized. The record is from RefSeq and is a predicted model, not a curated record. NCBI's taxonomy places the organism in Eukaryota, Metazoa, Arthropoda, Insecta, Diptera, Tephritidae. Gene Ontology annotation, biological process: aromatic amino acid metabolic process. Gene Ontology annotation, molecular function: iron ion binding; monooxygenase activity.
AUGAGCGCUUCUGGCAAAAGUUUAUUGGGGCUAUGGCUCUAUCGCAGCGGUGAGCAGGAGUGGGCUGUGAAGCAUGGUAGCCCGCUGCAUACACUACGCAAAGAGCAUCGCAGUCUUGAUAAGUCGAAUUCUGAAAGCGGCAGUGAGAAAGGCAGUUUGGCUUUAAGUGAUGCAAAUUCUCAAGCCAUGUCGGGCGAUCGUGUUUCUAUAAUUUUUACGCUGAAAAAUCAAGUUGGCAAUUUGGCCAGAGCAUUGCAAGUUUUUCAGGAGCUGGGCAUUAAUGUCCUACAUUUGGAAUUAUCUCCUUUGGAGAAAGCUAGCAACCAGAUGCAAGUUAAGCCACGUUGCGAAAUUGAAAGGCACGAGAUCGAUGACCAGGAUACACUAAUUUGCACAGCAUUCGGAAAUCCUGUAGAGGCGGAUUUUUCAUGGUCAAUUAAAGCGGAAAAUGACAGCGCCGAAUGGCUGGGCAGUGGCGAACGGCAGGAUUUCAUCGACAAGAGUUUCUAUGUGUUGGACGACGGUUAUGCGAUUGCACGCACUUAUCGAUGUGUCGCCAACAACACCGUCGGCCCGGGGACAUUCUGUGAAAUCGAAGUGGCUGUACGACCAAAAAAACAACUUGUCUGGUGGCAACGCUGGGAUAAGACUACGCUCAUUAUCCUGGUAGCCUCAAUAUUAGCGCUACUUUUAGCCGUGAUUAUAAUUUGUUGCAUCAUCAUUUGCAUAUGCCGCCGCCGCAGACGUCAAGAUAAAUAUCGCACCGACGUCUCCAUCAGUGCCACUCACAGUGUACUCUCUUAUCAGUCGAAUGCGCCACAAGGUGAUGUGGCUACACCAGCGCUCCAAACGAUUUCCCCGCAACCACCGACUACGGGUUGUCUAUUGCCUAAUUUAGCCGCACAAGAAUUGCCACAACUUCCUGGUCCAAAACUGCCGCCCAAGUCACCGCCCCCGAAGCCACCGUCCAAGAUCACACCCAAACCCUCACCCGCUACCACCCCCGCACACACCCCCACCAUUGUUACUACACCCACUCGAACACCCAGCUUACGUGUAAGGCACGCCGCGCAAGCACCUAAAUCACCGCCGCGCUGGCCGUUGCGCCCCGGCGUCAUGGUGCAUGUCAGCAGCGAUACAAAAGAGAAUCUGGCAACUAAUCGCAUGACACUGCGACCGCACACAUUGACGGCACAACUGUCGAAUUUGACAACAAUGGCAGCGGCUGACAGCAGCACUGCAUCAAGUGCCACACUGAAUGCAUCUGGCUUCUCAGCAGCCACCGCACAAACAACACUUCUAAAUGCAUCUACACAGACAGUCGAUUGCAGUGAUACGGGUCUAGGAGGAGAGAGUGGCGAUGGCGAUCGUGGAUGCGGAAGUGUUGAUAUUCCCAAGCAAACGUCAACGCUCGGCCGUUUUGACUGUCGCCAAAAGCGUGCCGCCGGAGUGGGCAGCGAAUACGCCAGCCCUGGUGCUUGCUCCCACCGCACUGCAUGCCAAACACUACCACAUAAAUUUGGCAAAUCAUCACAGUUAAGACCGCACACCACUUUCAAUGUUAAGCCGAAUAAUCAGAUUUUGACAGUCGAAAAUGCCAACACAGAGGAACAGCUAUUGACAAUGCUGACAGCUGUCACAGACGAGCCACUUGAGUGUACGUCAGGGGCCGGAGUUCGUAUGACAGGGACGUCAGUGUCAACGCCGUUGACAACUGAAACGCCGAUAGUAGCUACAGAGGGUGGCAUGGAAGAGAUCACUGUUGCCAGCGCUGAAUCGACAAGCGGUGCGGCGGAAGUUUGUAGCAACGCAGACAAAUGUGUUAGUGCACGCCGCAUGGGACGCGUGGAAAAGUUCUUUUCGAACAUUUUCAAGCGCCGCGGUGCUGGCGUUGACACCACGCGCGACAGCCAGCGCAGCCACAUCGGGUUACUUGGCGGCAUGUGGCAAGCGGGUGCCAGUGUGCUACGGCAGCGCACAGAAACGACGGAAAAGUCGCCAUUUGGCGCAGAGCAUCGCCUAAAGGGCAUACGUUGCAGUGGCAGUGUCACGUACAAAAAGUCGCCAGUACGCACGUCGCAAGGCGGCAACGCUGUCUCCGGUUGUAGCAGUAGCAGUAAUUGUGACAUCAGUAGCAACAACAGUACCAGCAUUAGCGUAAUAGCGACUACAAACGCUAGUGCCGCUGAGCUAAAUGAAAACUUCGAACACUCUGCUUCUAAUAUUACUACUACAGUCACACCAACAGCCACAGCCGCAGCGAGAGCACAGCUAUCACAAUCGCCUCCAGCUACGCAGCCGCCUACGCGCCUACCAGUCAACAGUCCCCGAUUACAUGCCUCUGUGACAUUUCAAGUGCCUUCAUACGACAAGACUCCAGCGAACACCCACAGCAUGGGGACGGCCAUCAACGGCGGGAAUGGGACCGCCAACGUAAACAGCAACAACAACAGCAACACUACAACACCGACACAUGGACGACAGCAACAGCUACACCGUGGCAUAUUGAAGAGUCGUACGCCGCCGCCACGUCCACCGCCGCCUUUCAAGGCGGCACCCCCUCCACUGCAGAAGCGCGUUGUGGCCACAAUAUCGCCGACAAAAAUCGAGCGGGUCCAAAUACAAGACAAGUCAUCUUCACUGGGGGAUCCAUUGACGGAACCUGGCGAGUAUGAGAAUCUACCAUUUCAUGGUCUCCAAACGGCUCCUAACAAGUUCUCUACGACUCUUACAAAUUUUAAUAACAACACCAAUGUGGUGCGCGUCGCUCCACGACCCAAGAGACUCAAUGGAAAUAUUGGCCAGCAACAACACCAGCAGCAACAAUACGAACAGGACCAGUGCGACCAGCAAUUUCAAUAUCAUCAACACCAACAGCAACAACAUCAGUACAAUACCAUGCAAUAUGUUGGGGGCGGGGGACGCUUGAUGGCAACGAACCAACAGCACCAGCAAGCACACACAAUGAAUUCCCACAACAAAGGCAUGCUGCUGCAGCAUCACCAACAGCAUAUGUUGACUUCAAUGGCGGAUGGCAGCGAGACUAUCGGCGGCGGCGACAACGGUGGCGCAGGCCACGCAGCUUCUGGUGGCAGCGGUUACAUGAACGGCGGCAUCGGUGGCACUGCACCCCAUCAAACUUCAUACAAUCUGAAUAAUUGCUUUCCGAAGAGUUACACAGAAUAUUAUCACCAGCAACAGCAGCAAAAGCAGCAAAGUAGCGUCUCGAAUAACACUUCCAGCGCGCAGCUGUUGAAUGCCAUCGAACACGAUUACCCAACAUAUGCAGUGGUGGAGCGUAGCAGCGCGAGUGCAGCAGGUCUUGAUAUAGGUGGUUCUGAUGUUGCCGGCGUGCGCACAUGCCCACCGCCCACUGCAGUCAGUACGAAUCCCUUUCUGGCCAUAACCAAUUUCAAAAAAUAUGACACUGGCAACAGCCCUGCCGAUAAUGCUUAUCAACCGCACAUAUUGGACAUAAGCGGCACUGGUUCAAUGCAACGCAACGGUAAGCGCAAACCAAUGAUUGAUGGCAAAAUGGAGGAUAAGAAAUUCUACUCACUGAAAUUCACCGGCGGUGGCGGUAAGAACAAAGCAUCUCACCCGCCGCAUAAGUCGCCCGCGAGUGGCGUGUUGAAUGCGUCUAUGAUAUUCCCCGGCAACAAUAGCAACAAGUGCAAGCGACAUCAUUCUUUUGCUGGUGGUAGCAUUGGCGAUAUUGACUCCGUCGGCCCGGGCGCCCAACAAACCUCACAUCAGAUAAAAUCAUCGGCAUUGAUGCGCUUCUAUGAUCCGCCUGCCUAUGAGAAUUUGGCGGCUGAUAACGCGGCCGCGGUGCAGGUGCAUGAGUGUGCCGUAGAGGCGCAUCCAUCGCCAGCUGCUGGUGGUAUGAGUGGCACCGCCACCAUAUUGCUGCACCCGCAGCCCACGGCUAGUGGCAGCGGCACGAGCGGCACCAGCGCACAAGCUGGACAAUCGGGCCACAAGAAAAAACAUCACCAUCGCCAACACCAGCAGAAGGAUGAUUUCAAUUUGAUUGAGCCAGAACGGCUAAGCAUCUACCGCAGCGAUUCCGGUAUAUCGAACAGCUCUUAUGAGUGCGUCACACCUGUGCCACCUCCGCCGGGCAGCACGCGUGGUGCAACGGUGCUGGGCGACACGCCGCCGCCUAAAACGCCGAAAGGAUCGAAGCUUUCGAAGCAUAGCGCCGCUAGUGGCGGUGCAAAUCUCGUCAAUAGCGUUAAUUACAAAAACUCCAUGCGCCAGUCCAGUAGCAGUAAGGGUAACGCUGUAGUAAGCGGCACGUCGUUGCCUGUUUAUAUGAAUGUCGAUGGCUAUCCUUCGGCGUCAUAUGAACGCUCCUGUUCGCCCAACUCUACUUUAGUCAAUUCUUCUUAUGAGUCUGCUUCAUCUUCACAAAAUGAUGGACAUGGCGGUCCCGGCUCGACCGAUCCCACUUCGUUAUCCUCCUGCAACUCACUUUACAGCAGCGGUACUGGCACGCUUAUCGGUGUGGCGCCGCUCAUGAAAACGGGUACUGGCAUGACGGCCUCUCGCUGCGGUCUACAUCAGAAGCCUGCAGAAAUCACGACACCCGAAGAGUACGAACAAUAUCAGCUGGGCCACCACCAUCAUUCUUCCUCAUCGUUGAGUGUGGCCAGCACGGUGAGUGCGAGUGGGACGCGUAGAUGCAAGAAACAGCAAUCCACAUUAGCGCCAGCCGGAUCGGUAACAGGAAUUGAGCAUUUUGGUAUUGGCGUCACUAAUCCAUUUCUAGCAAGUGAAUGCGUCUCAACAGCGACCGCCUGCGCUUUCAACACCACUGCCACCGACCACAGCCUCAGCGCCCAUGGCAUCGGUAAGAAACUACGACGAAAAACCAUCAGCGACCCCUACGCACAUAUCCGGUACAUCACCUAUGGCAACGACCACUCCAACAGCCACCGCGCCGCCGAGUGCCAAACACAUGCCCACAAUCAUCCCGCCAAGUGUACGGUCGGCGCGCUCAAGGCAACAGAUAAACAGCAACAGCAAGCUAAAUCACAACAACAGCAUGACAACAACAAUGGCCGCCAACGUGAGCAACAUCAGCAAUCGUUGCUAAUCCAACGAAAAUCGUGCGGAGGCAACAACGGCAACAGCAAGGACAUUGUAUCGCAGCAGCGCAGAUUAGUACCGUUAGGUGGUAAUGCCGAUGAAGGUGAUGUUGUUGCUAUUGAUGCCACCAAAAAGAUUUCAACCACAGAGGAGAACUUUACUGGCCAUUCUGAUGGUUGCGCUGAUGAUAUCACGAAUUUAAUAUUGCCACAAAUCGAGGAUGAGGAAAGUGCAACAAUAACACUGGCCUCAACUGUUGAUUAUUUGGGACGCAGGCCAGUCAAGUUGCCACUACGCAAGUAUCACAGCUUCCACUUUCAGCCAUCCCAAACGGUGGCUGGCACACUGCGACACUGCAAAUUGCAGCAAUUGCGUAUGCAAAUGCAAGAAAAACAACAACAAAGAGCGCCGAUAACUAUGCCAGAUGAUGUUAAAGAGUCUGUUCGCCCAGAACCAUUAUCGCCAGCUGGAACAGCUGCACCUACUUCAUCCAAACGCUACGCCGUAGAAGGUGGCCCGCUAGUUUUUCGGCCUCUUUCAUGGCACGAACAGCGCAUUUUUAAGCCAAUUUCAUCGCCAGUAGACGCACGCGAAGCGCCGGCAAUAAUGGGAAGAAUGGCACCACAAAUUGACGAAACGAUAACGGAAAAUACUCGCCAGACCUUCAAAUUGACAACCGCCGAGGCAGAGGAGGAGGAAGAAAAAUCUGAAAUGAGCGAAGAGCUUGCAGAAGAAAUCAAACAAAUCACCCGAAGUGCGCAAUUACCACAUGUGAGCCUUAAUCCCGCUGCCUCGUUAGAGGCCUUAGAAGCGCUCACUAAACAUCAUCCGGAGUUAAUUUAUGCCACCAAACCGGGUACCCGACAGAACCUGCACAAACAGUUGGCAUUGCCAAAACAGUGGACCCAACAAUCGAUCGACGAAAAGCAGCAAACCACGGGCAAUUUGUCAAAAGACUUCGACGAAAAGGAGAGUGGUGGCAUUAAUACUGAGGAUGCCGAUCGUAAUGACGUCACAGUGGAUGACGAUGAAGAAGACCUUGGCUACUCUUUUUGCGAAGACUACGACGACGAUGAUGACGAGUUGGAAAGUGAGGAAAUGAAAAGCAGUGCAGCCGAAAGCCAAGGCAUUGGCCUAACUGCGGAUGAGCAACGAACGUCCGUCACAGCAGAGUCUCCGCGGGUGGUGCUCUCAGCUGGGCGCAAUGGUGGGCAAGUGAAAUACAUGCUACGACAAAGCUAUCGGGAAGUGCAUAUUUAGAUGGAUUACAUGGCCCAGCGAUGAUUUUUCUAUACUCGAUUUUGUUCGCCAGAAUGAAUAUUGUGUAUGCGCAUAGGAGCAAUAAACUGAACUGCAUUCCCAAUAAUAAAUUAAAUCAUUAGUUACACCAUACCAUACUAUAUAUAUACAUACAUACACAUGUACGUAAAUGUAAAUAACCAAAAAACGAUACCAAAAAUUCAAAUUAAUCUAAGACAGAUUGCGCCUUGCCAUGCUGGCGCACAAAGCGCUAAGAACUAAGUUAAAUAAGUACGUUAAAUUAGAAAUAUGUAUGUAGGUAUUUAUAAAUUAAGUACUCAUGUGCAAGCAAGUAUAUAUACAUACUUAUUUGUAUUUAAAUUAAUGUAAAUGCGUAAAGUUUGUUGGUAUUUUUAAAUAAAACAAGAAGAAAAAAAAAUCCAAAAAGAAGAACAUAGUCAGUUUGUUUAGAUAUUAAAAUUUUGAAUGUAUAGCAUAUAGAUUUUAAAUGAAAACCAGAUUUGCGAAGUCAUUCGUACUUUAAAAGUGUUGUAUAAAAUAUAAAUGUUGAUGCAUAACAAACUAAAUUAAGUUUACAAAUCAGUUAAUUUCGCUCAGUUGUUAAUACACUACUGCAAAAUUUUGUAAUGUAUGCACAAAGAUGGAUAUGUUACAUACAUAUGUACAUAUGUAGUUAAUAGGAAAAACGUGGCAGCUCAUUCAAUUUUUUUUUCAAUUAUUGACAUUUUUAAGUUACAAACGGUAAAUACACCUCAUUUAUUAACUUAUUAAACACUUUAUAUAGUUAUUUAUUUAUUUAUUUUUGUAAUUAUGUAGCUAUUAUUUUAAAAUUACUUAUUCAACCACAAAAUAAUUUAUUUCACAUAACGAGAAUACAUACAUAUUUAGCCAAUUUCUUAAUAACUGCAUUAUAUUUGAAUUAAGAACAUUCACAUGAAAUCAAAUAUUUUAUAGUUAUUUCGUUUCUACCAAAAAAUUUCGCCUUUGCACCGGGGAAGGGUAACAUUUUUUAGAAGAAACGAAAUCACCAUAAUACAUUUGUCAAUUAGAUUAUUCCUUGCUCAUGCAUAUUUACACACAUAUUUCUAUUCGAAAAACUGUCAGCAUAAAGGUAUCACACCCCUAUGCGAUUCUGUCGGUGCGAAUCUGUUCCGACAAAAUUUACAACUAUGCCGACUAUAGUUUUUAAUGAGGAACCACACACUUGCGCGAUUUUGCAGCAGCGAUUUAUUCGAAUAUUCACUGUUCUUCUUUUGGUCGUGCCGAAAUCGCAGACUCCGCGUUUUCAGUCGGUUUCAGUUUGCUGCUCUGUUGCUUUGGCUGCGAAAUUUCAAACAGUUCAGCAACAGCACAGUCUCAAAUAAUCGUUGAGCUUCGAACGAGCUAUCGUUAGCGAUGGCAAAAACAAAUAAAAUAUUCGAUUAAUUAUAAAAAAAUAUUUUCGCAGCUCUAUUAUACAUUAAAAACCUGAGUAUGUCUGCUGGUAAGUAUCAAACUACAGGAACGUUUGAGCUCAAAC